AAUCUCGUUGACUACACGUCUUCUAAUUACAACUUAUAUUUUAUUAUAAACGCAACAUGUCGGAUACCGAUACCGUUCCCGAGCUUCCCUCCAUCAAGAAAUAUACUGUCCCCCGAACAAUUUUUAUGUACAGAAAGACGAUCGAGUCACAGGGCAAAAGUAUUCAGCAACUGGAAGCUGUAGUCUUCGCGCAGCAGGACCACGCUUAUCGGCAAUAUCAAACAAUCCUGAAACUACAAGAAAAAAUACUGUAUCUGCGGGAGCUCCGUGUUCUCCAGCAGAACCAUAUCGAGAAGCAAGCCAAUUCGUUAGUACGAAGACGUUUUUGUCUCAGCCAGCACUUGACGAAGAUCGUGUCAAUCAAAAGCGAUCUGCAGGACAUUGCGGAUAAUUUGAUGGAGACUCAGAAUUUUGCGCAACAAACGUCGUCAGAGCUGCCUGAUUCUACGCCUUCAGAGAGGCUAGAGAAAUGCGUUGCGAAAUUGGAGCGGUUUGUUGAGGAGACCCUCGCUUGUUCUAUGGUAGGUUGGGACAUGAGAGACGCGAUUGAGCAGAGAGUCGAGUUCUGUUCUUUGAGACAGGGAGGAUUUGGGGAAACAGACGCAAGGAGCUGGUUCUUCUACUCGUGAGGCAGAUACUGUCACACACGGAGUCACAUAAGCCAGAAAGGCAUGCAUACGGGGAAGAGUAUUUUGUGAUGAGAUAGAGGAGCAAUAAGAUAUAUGAAUUUGAGG
This is a messenger RNA of Colletotrichum godetiae, 734 nucleotides long. RefSeq lists its product as uncharacterized. The transcript has a single exon. Bases 57 to 629 code for a protein of 190 amino acids. The record is from RefSeq and is a predicted model, not a curated record. NCBI's taxonomy places the organism in Eukaryota, Fungi, Ascomycota, Sordariomycetes, Glomerellales, Glomerellaceae.